AUGACAACCUCCGAUCCGCCAGCCGCGCACAUGGCGCAAGCUCUCGUCGAUUUCUCCGUUUACGGCUCGUUCCCCGAGGAGGAUGUCUCGUCACUGCCCAUCGACGCCGAAUCCCUACCGACGGCCAUCAAGGCACUCGCAGACGCCAAGGCAAAGCUUCAGGCCGAAAUACAUGCGAUCAAUGAGGAGACCGCCGACGACGUGAGGACCUGGCAGGCGAAUGCGCAAUCCGUCCAGGACGAUAUUCUUCGAUCCAAAGCUCUUGCGGCCGAGAUAGUCAAGGCCUCCGAAACCCCUGCCGUGUCGGGGCGUGCGGUAGACGAGAUCGAAGCGAAGGCCGACUUCCUGAUUCGCGAGCUGAACUACAAUGCGCAAGUACACGAAACACUCAAGGGCAUCAAAACGGUGAAUCGCACCCUCGAUGAGGUCGAGCAAGCGCGAGAUGAACGGCGCAUUCUAGAUGCUCUACACCUACUCGAAAAGUCCUGGAAGCAACUAGAUACCGUGGGAGUGAACAGGUCCUGCCGUGCCGUCAAGCUCCUCGACAUCCGGGCGUUCGAGCUAAAGUCGGAUGUGCACGACGUGUUUGAUCAUGUGUGGAACGCACUUAUCAAUAUCGAUGUGGAGAGCCGGAGAGUCUCAAUAAGUAGCAGUCGAGAAGAUGAGCCAAUGAGCCUUGAAGACGCAGUAAUAGGUCUGAGGGCAUACAAGGAGGUCGACCAACGAAUGAGUCGGCUCUGGCAGGACAUCAACGAAGCGAUCCUGCUUCCGAGGAUGGAUAUAAGCAAAGAAACAUUGCCCAGCAUCCACAUUCAAGAUGGUGCACUUGAACUACGAGGCUCGUCAGACAAAACCUUUCAGUCUCUCUUUGCAGACCUCGAGCAGGCUUUCUCUUUCCUAGUCCAGCAGCUUCCCCCUGACCUUAUCGAUACUAUUUCAUCCACCCUACUACCGGAAACAAUACAUAAGAUCACGAGUGUCUGGCUCGAUUCAGCCGUACCAUCAUCGCUCCAGGAUAUGGAUAAGUUCCAGGAGGUUAUUGAAGCUGCCAAAGCCUUCUGCGCAAGGUUAAAAGCGCUCGGCUUCUCAAACCUCGGUGGUCUACAAGAAUGGGCGGACAACGCACCCAAGGUCUGGCUUGCAAAAUGCAGAGAAGCUGCGCUGGAUUCCGUGCGCAUCAUGCUUUCCCGGGGCCUCGGCGCGCCGAAGCGGGUGGAAAAGGUAGAGAAGCAAAUGGUUUCGAAGUCAGAGGGUCAACAACUCGUUGCGAACGGUGCCGCCGCUUCUGCCGACGACCACGGUUGGGACGCCUGGGAUGAUGGCGGGCAGGCAAACCCAGAAGAGGCAGAAAAUGGCACAGUGGGUGGGCCACCGGAUGGCGGUGAUGACGGCGCUGACGCGUGGGGUUGGGGGGAGGAGGAAGCUGCAGCAGAGGAACCGAGCGUGGAAGCUACGGCGGCGGUACCCAACGAAAGCAAACCAGACGAGGAAGAGGACCCGUCAGAAGCUUGGGGAUGGGGUGACGAGGGCAACGCUGAUGAAGCCCAAGCUUCAGAAAACCCUACGGCGCCGCGAUCAGAACCACAGACCAGAGAGUUGGUCCUGAAAGAGACCUACAGCAUCUCUUCUCUGCCGCAGCCAGUUCUAGACUUGAUAUUCGCGAUAGUCGAGGACGGUGCCGCCUUGACGCACGACAGCUACGCGAGCAGCCCAGUCGCGGCUCAAGCAGCAGGAUUGUUCAGUCUCCCCACGCUCGUCCUGGCCAUAUUUCGAGCCGUUUCACCUCACUACUACUCCCCGGGAAUCGGCGGCAACAUGUAUCUCUACAACGACGCCGCCUACGUGGCAGAGCAACUCUCCGAGUUUGCCACAACCUGGAAGACGCGCGACGACAUCAGCACAAGAGCCCAAAACAUGCUGCGGCUAGACAACGACAUCAAAUCCCUCCAAUCCUUCGCCAACCGCGCCUACACCAACGAACUAGCCAUCCAAAAAACAGUCCUGCGCGACCUACUAGGCGGCGAACAAAACCUCCUCCACCAACCCGACACCGCAUCAUCCAUCACCUCGGCCACGGCGCGCGUGCGCUCCCUCGCCGCCGCCUGGGAGGCCGUCCUCGCGCGCUCCGUCUGGCAGCAGGCCGUCGGCGGGCUCGUCGACGCCGUGGCGGCCAAGAUGAUCGCCGACGUCACCGACCUGCCCUCCAUCGGCCAGGACGAGGCCUACAACAUCGCCGGGCUGAUCGCGUCGGUCGAGGGGGAGCUGGAUGAGCUGUUCUUGCCGAGUCGGUUGGCGGCGCAGGAGGGGGUGGAGGUGGAGAGGGAGGAGGGGGAGGUGCCUGUUACGGCGCAGUUUGCGGGGAACUGGCUGCGGUUGAAGUAUCUGAGUGAGGUGCUGCAGAGUAAUCUGAAGGAUGUGCGGUUUCUGUGGGUGGAGGGGGAGUUGAGUCUGUAUUUUACGGCGGAGGAGGUGGUGGAUUUGGUCAAGGUGAGCUUUGAGGAUAAUGCGAGGACGAGGGAGGUGAUUCGGGAGAUUAGGGGGAAUGUGCAGCCGUUGGGGGUGUGA
Messenger RNA from Chaetomium fimeti, 2565 nucleotides. RefSeq lists its product as uncharacterized. The transcript has 8 exons. The record is from RefSeq and is a predicted model, not a curated record. Gene Ontology annotation, biological process: mitotic spindle assembly checkpoint signaling; endoplasmic reticulum to Golgi vesicle-mediated transport. Bases 1 to 2565 code for a protein of 854 amino acids. Gene Ontology annotation, cellular component: RZZ complex. NCBI's taxonomy places the organism in Eukaryota, Fungi, Ascomycota, Sordariomycetes, Sordariales, Chaetomiaceae.